Molecule: messenger RNA, 1633 nt
Organism: Ananas comosus (pineapple)
Lineage: Eukaryota; Viridiplantae; Streptophyta; Magnoliopsida; Poales; Bromeliaceae
Product: protein EMSY-LIKE 3-like
Exons: 10
Coding region: 247-1356 (369 amino acids)
Biological process (GO): defense response to fungus
Cellular component (GO): nucleus
Source: RefSeq, a predicted model, not a curated record
CUCCUCUUCUGAUCCUUCACGGCUUUUUCCCGAAUCGUAACGGGAUUGAAAAGUUUAUUCACUUGGGAAAAAUUUCGCCUAUAAAAGCCUUUCAGGAGUCCGCUCACCUCUCCCCGCCCCCCGCGUCCCUCCUCGCUUCGACUCCGAGCAACGAGCUCGAUCGAAGCGAAUCCCCAAAACCCUAACUUUUCAUCUUCUUCCAAAGUGAAGUUGAAUGCAUCGAAUCCCUCUUCGAAGGACACGGUAAUGGAGCGAUUCGGCCCCGUCGACAGCAGCGGUACCGAUGAUGAUCUCCCCCCAUCACAUGUGAAUGGUGGUACAAAAAGAGCGCGUCUAACUGGGAAUGGGCGAGCCGUUUCAGGGGCAAUUUGGGACUUGAGGGCACCAGUGAACGAAAUGGAGAGUGAAAUACAUCAGCUUGAGCUAAAAGCGUAUAGCUCUGUUCUUCGGGCAUUUAAAGCCCAAUCCGAUGCCAUUUCCUGGGAGAAGGAAAGUCUAAUUACUGAGCUCAGGAAAGAGUUGCGAGUAUCUGAUCAGGAGCACAGAGAGAUGCUUAGCAAAGCCAAUGCAGAUGAUCUAAUUUUGAGAAUAAGGGAGUGUGGACGGGCAAAUGGCCUCUCUGGUUUGCAUCAUGGCACUCAGGUUAUUUAUGAUUCUGAACCCAGUCAUGUCGUUUCAGCUUCUUUCAAGAGGCAAAAGACAUCCAAUUCGACAUCAGCAGAGACAAAGGGCACGAGGCCAAAAACAUCCUUGCAGCGCACUCCUAUGCCUUUUAGCCAAAUUCGUAACAGGAGCUCUUCUGGGGCUCUUGCAAUAGCUCAGCCUAAUGAGGCUCUCAAUGCAUUGAUAGGACGCAAAGUUAUGACAAGAUGGCCUGAGGAUGAUAAUUUUUAUGAAGCUGUUAUUACCGACUAUAAUACUUGUGAGGGCUUACAUGCUCUUGUUUAUGACAUCAGUACAGAAAAAGAGACAUGGGAAUGGGUCGAUCUUAAAGAGAUACCACCUGAAGAUAUCAGGUGGGAAGGCGAAAGAGGUCUCUUCAGAAACCAGUCAAACAAAGAUUAUGUUCCAUCACAAAAUGGCACUGAGAAGAAUGGUUGUGACAGUAUUGAGGUACCUUAUACGGAAAGUGUAAUAAAGGAGGUUGAGAGGGUUUUCGCAAAAAGCCAUUUAGAUCUUUAUGAGAUACAAAAGGCAAAGAAACUGCUGAAAGAUCAUGAGCAGUCUUUAAUGGAAGCACUUGCAAGACUUGCUGAGAAAUAUGAUGAAGACUAUGAAGAUAUGGUCGGCGAAGGUCAGGAAUGUUCUGACGACGUUCAAUUGAUAGAGAACGGCAUUGCUUGUGACCAGCAGUGAUGAUUAACACAGGAAGGCUGAUUUUAUCUACUCGUGCCCAAACCGGUGGGCAUCAAAGAGGAUGGCGGCGGUGCGACAGAUGGUGGAUCGGGUGCUAUGGGUAGAUCUUUUUAAUUUGUUCGGCAUUGAAUUGAUUCUCUGUGACUUGUUAUUUUGAAAUGAAUAAUCGAGACGUAAACAAGAUUUUAAUUCGAAAGCCAAUUAAAUCCUUAUUGCAUCUGUUCCAAUGUUUCGCACAGCAUUGAGAUUUCUAUAGUGGUUGGCUUUCUUUUGGUAA